Messenger RNA from Etheostoma cragini (Arkansas darter), 1383 nucleotides. It is a transcript of the gene jmjd6, whose product is annotated as jumonji domain containing 6, arginine demethylase and lysine hydroxylase. Gene Ontology annotation, cellular component: nucleus; cytoplasm. The transcript is spliced from 4 exons. The coding region runs from base 328 to 1383 and encodes 351 amino acids. Gene Ontology annotation, molecular function: histone H4R3 demethylase activity; P-TEFb complex binding. The record is from RefSeq and is a predicted model, not a curated record. Lineage: Eukaryota; Metazoa; Chordata; Actinopteri; Perciformes; Percidae. Gene Ontology annotation, biological process: phagocytosis.
GCUCUACAUCUGUCAAUCAGUUUCGCAAGCAUUGUGUUGCCUGGCGUAGCCAGUUAGCCACUUAGCUAGUUAGCUGUUAAUAAAACUGUGUCGACCGGGCAGCUUUUAAAAGUGUUUGGUGUAUAUUUGACGACGUGUUAAACACACACCGACUUGUGGUUUUGUUGUCUUUUUAAAAUAAAUAAGGUGAGACUGUCACAGUAGCACAGCUAGCUAGCUAGCUAACGUUAGCCAGGUAACGUUACGCAGGCUGGUUAAUGUGUGUCUGCGCUAACCUCCGGGUUAGCUCGAUCGCUAGCUGAGCAGCGCUAACACACGGGAGCAGAAAUGAACCAUAAAAGUAAGAAGAGGAUUAAAGAGGCGAAACGGAGCGCCAGGCCCGAACUAAAGGACUCAUUAGACUGGAUAAAACACGAUUAUCAUGAGGCUUUCGACCUGUCACACCGGACCGUAAAGGACAACGUGGAGCGAGUGGACACGCGCCACCUCAGUCCCGAGGAGUUCAUCCGGCGCUUCGAGCGUCCCUACAAGCCCGUCGUCCUGCUGAACUCGCAGGAGACCUGGCCCGCCCGCGACAAGUGGACCCUGGAGCGCCUCAAACGCAAGUACCGCAACCAGAAGUUCAAGUGCGGGGAGGACAACGACGGGUACUCGGUGAAGAUGAAGAUGAAGUACUACAUGGAGUACCUGGAGAGCACGCGGGACGACAGCCCACUCUACAUCUUCGACAGCAGCUACGGGGAGCACACCAAGCGCAGGAAGCUGCUGGACGACUACCAGGUCCCGGUCUUCUUCAGGGACGACCUGUUCCAGUUUGCAGGAGAGAAGCGCAGACCGCCAUACAGGUGGUUCGUGAUGGGCCCGGCCCGCUCCGGGACCGGGAUCCACAUCGACCCGCUGGGCACCAGCGCCUGGAACGCCCUGGUCCAGGGACACAAGAGGUGGUGCCUGUUCCCCACCAGCACCCCCCGCGAGCUGAUCAAGGUGUCCCGAGAGGAGGGGGGCAACCAGCAGGACGAGGCUAUCACCUGGUUCAACGUCAUCUACCCCCGAACGCAGCAGCCCAACUGGCCCCCCGAGUUCACGCCGCUGGAGAUCCUGCAGAGACCCGGGGAAACCGUCUUUGUGCCUGGUCAGUGGAGACGCAUCUUCCUCUACUUCUUAUUUAGUCCUGGUCCAGAGCCCUCUGAGGAGGAUUUUAAGCGUUUCUCUCCCGGCGGGUCCAGGAUCUUGAAGCAGGAGCGGCCCGAGCUGGCGGCGCUGGCGGACAAAGUGGACCUGCAGGAGUCCACAGGCAUCGCGUCGGACAGCUCCAGCGACUCCUCGUCUUCAUCUUCCUCCAGCUCGUCGGACUCAGACUCUGACGUAUGUGCUGAAACUUAG